AUGGAAAACAUAAGAUCUGGGGAUACCACAAAAGGAAGGACAAGAUCUGGGGAUACCACAAAAGUAAAGACAAGAUCUGGGGAUACCACAAAAGGAAGGACAAGAUCUGGGGAUACCACAAAAGGAAGGACAAGAUCUGGGGAUACCACAAAAGGAAGGACAAGAUCUGGGGAUACCACAAAAGGAAGGACAAGAUCAGGGGAUACCACAAAAGGAAGGACAAGAUCUGGGGAUACCACAAAAGGAAGGACAAGAUCUGGGGAUACCACAAAAGGAGGGACAAGAUCUGGGGAUACCACAAAAGGAAGGACAAGAUCUGGGGAUACCACAAAAGGAAAGACAAGAUCUGAGGAGAGCACAAAAGGAAGGACAAGAUCUGGGGAUACCACAAAAGGAAGGACAAUAUCUGGGGAUACCACAAAAGGAAGGACAAGAUCAGGGGAUACCACAAAAGGAAGGACAAGAUCUGGGGAUACCACAAAAGGAAGGACAAGAUCUGGGGAUACCACAAAAGGAGGGACAAGAUCUAGGGAUACCACAAAAGGAAGGACAAGAUCUGGGGAUACCACAAAAGUAAAGACAAGAUCUGGGGAUACCACAAAAGGAAGGACAAGAUCUGGGGAUACCACAAAAGGAAGGACAAGAUCUUGGGACACCACAAAAGGAAGGACAAGAUCUGGGGAUACCACAAAAGGAAGGACAAGAUCUGGGGAUACCACAAAAAGAAAGACAAGAUGUAAGGAGACCACAAAAGGAAAGACAAGAUCUGGGGAUACCACAAAAGGAAGGACAAGAUCUGGGGAUACCACAAAAGGAAGGACAAGAUCUUGGGACACCACAAAAGGAAGGACAAGAUCUGGGGAUACCACAAAAGGAAGGACAAGAUCUUGGGACACCACAAAAGGAAGGACAAGAUCUGGGGAUACCACAAAAGGAAGGACAAGAUCUGGGGACACCACAAAAGGAAAGACAAGAUCUGAGGAUACCACAAAAGGAAGGACAAGAUAUGGGGAUACCACAAAAGGAAAGACAAGAUCUGGGGAUACCACAAAAGGAAGGACAAGAUCUGAGGAUACCAUAAAAGGAAGGACAAGAUCUGGGGAGAUUACAAAUGGAAGGACAAGAUCUGGGGAUACCACAAAAGGAAGGACAAGAUCUGAGGAGAGCACAAAAGGAAAGACAAGAUCUGGGGAUACCAUAAAAGGAAAGACAAGAUUUAAGGAGACCACAAAAGGAAAGACAAGACAAAAUCUGAGGAGACCACAAAAUAAAAGAAAAGACAAGAUUUGA
This is a messenger RNA of Pecten maximus, 1290 nucleotides long. RefSeq names its product serine/arginine repetitive matrix protein 2-like. The coding region runs from base 1 to 1290 and encodes 429 amino acids. The transcript has a single exon. Lineage: Eukaryota; Metazoa; Mollusca; Bivalvia; Pectinida; Pectinidae. The record is from RefSeq and is a predicted model, not a curated record.